CGUCCGCGCAUGCGCAUCCCUCGUUGCCAGCCUCUUGCACUUUUGUUUGAGCAACCGAAUUCGCUCCACGAAUUAAUUCUUCCCGAAUUAGCUGCGAACGGAUCGAAACGUCGACACCUUUUCGUCGAUCACUACUUUAAAGAAAUAAAACACCAUUGAAAUCUUCGUGUCGGGGUAAACUCGUUUUGGUGGUGCACGUUGAAGCUUCUCGGCCUAGUUAGCUUAGCUUAGCUCAGCUCGCUAGCCGCUAACAAAGAGACGCGCUUGUCAGCGACGCAUCGCAAAUUCGAGAUCGCCUGUGAAGGUGUUGUGAUUGUAUUGUGAAAAAUGUGUGCAAGAACGACAGCAAAGUGCGAGAAGGAACUUUCUGGAACGAAAGAGGAGGACGAGCCACGACGUCAACUCGUGGACGCAGUUCGCAUGCAGCCUCGUGUUGUGUUACACAGAGCAGACAUCACUGAAUAUCUUUGUACUGAGCGGCAGGAGCCAGAGCCCCCUCACAUGAAAGAGGAAGUGGAGGACAAAGAGGUCCACCACAUCAAAGAGGAGCCCAUUCUGAUGAAAAAAGAGGAGGAAGAAGUGCGCCCCCACAUCAAACAGGAAGAGAAGGAGGAGGAUAUCAGCACGUUUCCAUCAACUGGUGUCCCUUUGAAGAGUGAAGCUGAAGGUCAAAGUGAGGAGAGCAGAGGGGUGGAGCCUCCAAGCAGAAGCUCAAGCCAACACAUGAGAACAGAAGGUGAUGGAGAGCACUGUGGAGGAUCACAAGCAGACGGCCUCCUCUUUGCUCCAAUAUCAGAUAGUGACGACAUGACGUCACACUCUCCUCACACUGAUGAUGAUGAUGGACAGUCUGAAGGUGAUAUGACAUGUCACACUGAAAACAAACAAUGGAAAUGUUCUCAGUGUGGGAAAACAUUUGCUAGUAAGAAGACUUUGAAACACCACAUGAGACUACACACUGGAGAAAAACCUUUUUCCUGCUCAUUUUGUGGUCAAAGAUUCUCUCUGAAGCAAAGCUUCAAAUUACACACAAGAACACACACUGGAGAGAAACCUUUUUCCUGCACAGUUUGUGGUCAAAGAUUCUCUGUGAAGGAAAGCUUAAAAUUACACACAAGAACACACACUGGUGAGAAACCUUUUUCCUGCACAGUUUGUGGUCAAAGAUUCACUCAGAAGGGACACUUAAAAAAACACACAAGAACACACACUGGAGAGAAACCUUUUUGCUGCACAGUUUGUGGUCAAAGAUUCUCUGUGAAGGAAAGCUUAAAAUUACACGCAAGAACACACACUGGUGAGAAACCUUUUUCCUGCACAGUUUGUGGUCAAAGAUUCACUCGGAAUGAAAGCUUAAAAUUACACACAAGAACCCACACUGGUGAAAAACCUUUUUCUUGCUCAGUUUGUUGUAAAAGGUUCACUCAGAAGAAAGAUUUAAAAAUACACACAAGAACCCACACUGGUGAGAAACCUUUUGCCUGCUCAGCUUGUGGUCAAAGAUUCACUCGGAAGGAAAACUUAACACAACACACAAGAACCCACACUGGUGAGAAACCCUUUUCCUGCUCAGUUUGUGGUCAAAGAUUCUCUGUGAAGGAAAGCUUAAAAUUACACACCAGAAACCACACCGGCGAGAAACCUUUUUCCUGCUCAGUUUGUGGUCAAAGAUUCUCUCGUAAGGAUUGGGUAAAGCAGCACGAGUGUGCGGGUGAGAAUAGCAGUGAUCAAGAAGCUUUUAAUGUAAAUGUUUAAAAAAAAGUAAUGACUAUGCUACUGACUUACAAAAAUCUACAUUCUUGUAUUCUGUAUACCACCAUUUAUUGUAUCUUAUUGUUGUCCAUGUAUUUUAUAAGAGCCUCCAACGGGCAAAUAUUGAGAAUUAGCACUGGUGCCAAAAUACUUUAAAGGGACUAGUUAAUGGUGUGAACAUGGGCACUCAUUGCAGAGUUCUGGACUCAUAAGUGAUGUCUUCAGAAAAAAAGCCCUCCAAAAUAGACUCAGUCGUCAUUUUAGAAUCAUUUUCUGAUGAAAUGUUUGAUUUUCAGCCACAUUUUAGCCGGCCCAUAUUUUGGACCUCAGCCUGUCACAGCCUGACACAUAACGAGCAGUAGCCAAUUACAUUUUCUCAUUGAACUUCUGUGUUUUCCAUGGUGUAAUUUUUAUCCAUAUUUAAAGUCUAGGUGUAUUUUUUUUUAGACAAUAAUGAGUAAAAAUAGUGAUAGUUAAAUAUGUUUGGAAAAAUAAAAAAUAAAAUCACCGCUUUUAUUGGGUUCAUGCAUGAGGCUUGUCAGGAUGUGGCACUCGCCCGCUGUGUUUGUAUCACGUUAAGGAUGACAUUCUUAUAAAUUCGCAAUUAUUCAGCACAUUCAAUUUGUGAUUGAACAUAAUUUUGGGUUAGUACCUAUUCAUGUCAUACAAUUAUACAGUAUAUAACAUGCAAUAUAAUAUACAAAGCGGUGUUUGACAGCUAUGAUAUAUAAAAUAUGACUAAUUACUGCCACUUCAUAGUGUGGUACCCACACCAGCUAUGCCAGUGCUUUUUCAUUUUCGGUUUUGGUGAUGGAAAAAGGGGCGUUCGAAAGUGAAUUAGUUCUUUACCAAUUGCUCCAAAACGUAUUAUUAUUUGAAAUGACUGCCAGUUAAAUUUUCUUGAGCAAAAAAUACAUCAAAAGAGCUUUUUUUUGUGAAAUACGGACCAUUAAGACCCAUACUUCCUUUAAGCCAUGCAUGCAUUUUUGUCCAAUGUUUUAGUGAUGUCAAUAUCAAAUAAGUGAAUGAUUGAUUGAAAUAAGACUGGAAAGAAACUUUGACUUUUGGUGGUGAACUGAAAGGGUAUUUGUGAUCCUUAAUAAAAUACACCUAAAACAGUGA
Molecule: messenger RNA, 2874 nt
Organism: Phyllopteryx taeniolatus (common seadragon)
Lineage: Eukaryota; Metazoa; Chordata; Actinopteri; Syngnathiformes; Syngnathidae
Product: zinc finger protein OZF-like
Exons: 2
Coding region: 328-1755 (475 amino acids)
Biological process (GO): regulation of transcription by RNA polymerase II
Molecular function (GO): DNA-binding transcription factor activity; RNA polymerase II cis-regulatory region sequence-specific DNA binding
Source: RefSeq, a predicted model, not a curated record